Messenger RNA from Acanthopagrus latus (yellowfin seabream), 6002 nucleotides. Its product is annotated as membrane-associated guanylate kinase, WW and PDZ domain-containing protein 3-like. Gene Ontology annotation, molecular function: protein binding. The coding region runs from base 1434 to 5882 and encodes 1482 amino acids. Gene Ontology annotation, cellular component: cytoplasm. The record is from RefSeq and is a predicted model, not a curated record. Gene Ontology annotation, biological process: signal transduction. Lineage: Eukaryota; Metazoa; Chordata; Actinopteri; Spariformes; Sparidae. The transcript has 22 exons.
UGUGAAUUUGCAUGUGUUUGGUUUUGAGGUAAUGGUAAAGUCACAUUACUCAAACUGACCCGGUACUAAGUAACCCUCCCAACACUGUGAACUAGCUGCUACAAGCACACAUUACGCAUGAGUUCCCGCUCCGGGGCCAUGAGGCGUGUGGGCCGUGGAUCCAGGUGGGAGCGCAGCUUCCCCUCCUCGAGUCAAAGGUCAGACUCUCACCACUGAACCCGCUUUAACGAUGGUAAUUUAUGCAUUACCGCAGUGUGAGGUGACUGCGAGCGUGUUCCGUGUGCACAGUGGGGAAAACAACGCAGUGAUGAUAAUGAUUAAAUCAACCCACAGGUCAUGCGUGGAGAAACGCACUCGGAGGCAGCGGAGUGUUGUUUUCAUGCAGGUAUGUGGACGAACCUGACGGAGGGGGGGGGGGACACGUUCUCUGAUCGCGUCGGUAGGUGGCGCUGUGGAAACGCUUAUUAGAUGAAGCUGAACAUCCUUCCCAGAGAGCACUCACCUCGCUCUGUGCAAAUUAAGCGUCUUAAUUAGGUGUAAUUUGUUUUUGCACGCUUGAUAUUAGGAUUACAUGCUCCGCGUGUUUGGAGAGAGUCCUUGUGCGUCACGCCCACCGUGCCAAACAUCCCAGGACGCGCUCCUAAAAUGUUCAAUACCGCGGCACACCGGAGGAUGGAGCCAGCAUGAGCGUCUGGGAGAGCGCCGCCGCCGCCGAGCGUAAAAAAGGGGCGUUCCGGAGCUUGGCAACAUCUCUGUUGGCGGCGCCAGGUGUGUUCAAACCUGUGGCAGACGAACGCUCGCAGAUGUCUCCCGGCCCAGUCACCGUGGGCUGGAUCUCAACCGCCGCAACCGCCUACCGGUGAUCGCUGCCGCCCGCCCGCCUGCUAUUUUCCAGCCUGCCCACAGGUAUGAGGGAUUUCUCGUUGACGCACUACAUCUCAGCGACAGACGCUCCACAAUCCGCCGCCGAGUGAGUAGAAAAUCCCCUGUUUACAUUCGCUUUCGGCGUCGGGAGGCUCGUCCGGAGGAGGAGAAAGGCGCUGGUAUGUUUUCCAGAGUGGCGAUGGAGAGCGUCGAGCCCGAAUUAUCUCCCUUUUAACCAUCUCGCCGCGGAUCAACUCUCCUGCUUUUUACGCGCAAGGAGCGCUUGGAAUUAUUGCAGCCCGGGCGGCUGUGCGCACACCGGAGCGCCGGUCCGUGGGAUGACAGAGCUCAGCGGCACGUCCACGGGGUGAGAACCAGACUCCAGACAUGUCAGCAAGAUGAAAUCCUCAGCUGGUCGGGAGAAGAACUCAGGAGGGUUUAUUAGGCCGCGUCACUUCGCCUUCGUUUAGCAACAGCGAGCCGAGGCCACUGCAACCAGUCCGAUCUCGAGUAUAGUUGUUGGGGGAAGAACAAAAAAAAUAAAUAAAUAAAGAAAUAAGGGAGUAACCAUGUCCAGGACGCUGAAGAAGAAGAAACACUGGUCCAGCAAGGUGGUGGAGUGCGCGGUGUCAUGGGGGAACCUGGGGGACUUCGGCUCCGUGGUGGAGGUUCUGGGAGGAGCAGAGCUGGGACAGUUCCCCUACCUCGGCCAGAUGAAGCUGGACGUGCUGGUGUGUCACGUCGGGAAGCUGCCCUACUACGGGGACGUGUUGCUGGAGGUGAACGGGACGCCGGUCAGUGGACUUACAAACCGCGACACCCUGGCUGUCAUCCGCCACUUUCGGGAGCCGAUCCGCCUGAAGACGGUCAAACCAGGUAAAGUAUUGAACACGGACCUGCGCCACUACCUCAGCCUGCAGUUUCAGAAGGGCUCUCUGGACCACAAGCUCCAACAGAUCAUACGGGACAACCUCUACCUACGCACCAUCCCCUGCACCACACGGCUUCCUCGGGACGGGGAGGUGCCAGGAGUGGACUACAAUUUCAUCAGUGUCGGAGACUUCAGGAUCCUGGAGGAAAGUGGACUUCUACUGGAGAGCGGGACUUAUGAUGGUAACUACUAUGGGACCCCGAAGCCUCCAGCAGAGCCCAACCUCGUGCAGCCUGAUCUGGUGGAUCAGGUGCUGUUUGAUGAAGACUACGGCGGCGAGGUUCCCAGGAAACGCACCACCUCAGUCAGUAAGAUGGACAGGAAGGAUAGCGCCGUCCCCGAGGAGGAAGACGAUGACGAGAGGCCACCGCUGGUCAAUGGAUUGCCCGAGCACAAAGAGGGGGCAGACUGGAGGAAAGCGGUGCCCAGCUACACCCAGUCCAGCAGCACCAUGGACUUCCGCACAUGGAGCUCCCUCCCUCGCGAUGACAGCCUGGAGCCCCUGCCCCUCAACUGGGAGAUGGCUUACACUGAGACCGGCAUGGUCUACUUCAUAGACCACAAUACCAAGACGACCACGUGGUUGGACCCCCGCUUGGCAAAGAAGGCGAAGCCGCCCGAGAAGUGUGAGGACGGAGAGUUACCUUACGGCUGGGAGGAAAUUGACGACCCACAGUACGGCACAUACUACGUGGACCACAUCAACCAGAAAACCCAGUUUGAGAACCCCGUCCUGGAGGCAAAGAAGAAGCUGAGCCAGGAGACGGCUGCCGUCCAACAGGCCGCCGCAGCUCCUCCCCAAGCUAAGGGAGGUGCGUCGGGCUUCACUGCAGACCCCAGCCAACUGAAGGGCGAGAUGUACCACACGGCGCUGAAGAAGAGCGCCCAGGGAUUCGGAUUCACCAUCAUCGGAGGUGACCGCACCGACGAGUUCCUGCAGGUGAAAAACGUGCUGAGCGACGGCCCCGCUGCCCACGACAACAAAAUGGCGUCCGGUGAUGUGAUCGUUGAGAUCAACGGGAUGUCUGUGCUGGGGAAAACCCAUCCAGAGGUGGUGCAGAUGUUCCAGUCCAUCCCCAUCAACCAGUACGUGGACAUGGUUCUUUGCCGUGGCUACGCGCUCCCUCCGGAUGUGGAUCUAAACAGCGACGACCCUCUCCCACCUCCUCCUCCCCCGCCGGCCAACCAGCCCCAGCAGGCCCUGCAUGGCGGCGAGGUGGUGACGGCCGUUCCCCUCAUCAACGGGCAGCCGCUGCUCGUGAAGGGAGACGUCCUCCACGGCUCCUCUCAGGAGCUCCACUACGUCACUAUGGACGCCAGCGGCCGGCCCGUCGUGGCCGCCAUGCCCAACGGGAGGCAGGGGGAGCGCAGCGAGGUGGCCACCACGAUGCUGCAGCCAGAGCUGGUGAGCGUGCCGCUGGUCAAGGGGCCCGGAGGAUUCGGGUUUGCCAUCGCUGACUGCCCGCUGGGCCAGAAGGUGAAGAUGAUCCUGGAUGCCCAGUGGUGUCGCGGCCUGCAGAAGGGAGACGUCAUCAAGGAGAUCAACAGGCAAAAUGUCCAAACGCUCAGCCACGCCCAAGUGGUAGACAUUCUCAAAGACCUACCUGUGGGCAGCGAGGUCAACGUGCUAGUGCUGCGAGGAGGUCAAACAUCCCCCGUGAAGAGUCUGAAGCCUAGACAGGAAAUGACGGCCAGUACGGAGACGCUGGACACCGUCGCGGACUCGGCCCCCCAGGCCCUGCCUUACCACUCCAACACGAGCACCCUGCGCUCCGUCGACUCCCCCAAACGAGACGUCACGGAGCUGUACCUGAAGUCCAAAGCCCUGCUGGAGAGCAGACAGCCUCACACCAAAGACAUUGACGUUUUUCUGAAGAGAGACAUAGAAACGGGCUUCGGUUUCCGUGUUCUUGGAGGAGAGGGUCCACAACAGCCAAAUGUCUUUCCCCAGGUGUACAUCGGGGCCAUCGUGCCCAGUGGGGCCGCCGAGAAGGACGGGCGCCUGAGGGCGGGAGACGAGCUCAUCGGCAUCGACGGCGUGAUGGUGAAGGGUCGUUCGCACAAGCAGGUCCUGGACCUGAUGACCAACGCCGCCCGCAACGGUCAAGUGAUGCUGACCGUACGCAGGAAGGUCAUCUACAGAGAAGCAACGGAGGAGGAGGCUCAGGAAAUGGCCCCAGUGCUGGUGAACGGCUCCCCCAAGCUACCUCGCCUGCCGAUGCCCAGCGCUCUGGACCACGAGUCUUUCGACAUCACGCUCCACCGCAAAGACAUCGAGGGCUUCGGCUUCGUCAUCCUCACCUCCAAGAGCAAACCGCCGUACGGAGUUAUUCCGCACAAAAUCGGCCGAAUCAUCGAGGGCAGUCCCACCGACCGCUGCGGCCUGUUGCACGUCGGAGAUCGCAUCUCGGCGGUCAACGGGCGCUCCAUCAUCGAGCUCUCCCACAACGACAUCGUCCAGCUGAUCAAAGAAGCGGGCAACGUCGUCACCCUCACUGUGGUUCCCGAGGACGAAUACAAAGGUCCUCCGUCUGGAGCCAGCUCAGCGAAGCAGAGUCCGGCUCUUCAGCACAGAGCCAUGGGGCAGCGGACGGCACUGCAGGACGAACGUUAUAACCUGGAUAUGGAGGAAAAAAGGGAGGCAGUCAACUGGUCCGACCAUAAGAGUCUUUCACUUGAGCAGGGGACGAUGUGUGUGACGGGACCCAACCAGGGUUGUCUGACAGUGGAGCUGGAGAGGGGCCCCAGGGGCUUUGGUUUUAGUCUGCGAGGGGGAACAGAGUAUAACAUGGGCCUGUACAUCCUGAGACUGGCUGAGGAUGGACCGGCUCAGCUUGACGGAAGGAUCCACGUUGGAGAUGAGAUAGUGGAGAUUAACGGCGAGGCGGCGCGCGGCAUUUCUCACACACGGGCUAUUGAGCUGAUCCAGGCGGGAGGAAACAAAGUGGUACUGCUGCUGAGACCUGGGGCGGGCCUGGCUCAGGACAGCAGUCAACAUGAUCAAAAACUCAUUUCACCCACAAGCUAUUCCGGAGAGGUGUUUCUCUCCGACACAUCACCUCUGUCCUCUCCAUAUCCCACUGGGGCUUCCAUCUUCGUUUCCUCUCCCCUCUCCAGCAAACUGAAACAUUCCCGCAGCUGGAGCACCUUAUCCCCACCGGGCCUCAAGCCCAGCAGCAGCAGCAGCAGCAGCAGGGGUUUAAGCUCAGUGGAGGAGAGCGGUGAGUGGGCUGACAAGGAGGUAGCAAGGCUCUCUCCUGCCUCCCCUGAGUCGAUGAAAUUCUACAAGAGGACCAGGCCCCCGAAAGACCCAAGAGAGCUAAGCAGCCCAAAGAUAACUGGGGAGACAUUUUCUAAAGCCAAAGAGCAACAUCACACUCCCAAAAGGACCGAGAGUCAGGCACAGGAGGCGACACUGAGCAGGAACAGGACAUCUCAGACACAGGCGAAAACCAGGUCCACGAGCCCCAGGAAGUCUCCUCAAGUGGCUCCGACCCCGCAGCACACGGGGCAUCAACAGGCCCCUCCGAGAUUAAAAGACUCUCCCAGCAGAGAGAGCUUGGAUCAUGAAAAGAAAAAUGGCAAAGGGGGGACUCCUGAGAUCAGACAACACACACAAGCAAGGGAGCUGGAAGGGAGGGUAGUGCGGACCGGGCCUGGCCAGGAGCAGCAGAGUUUCAAAAGAAGGGCGGCGGGACGGUCUCGCCCCCAGAGGACUUCUCUUCAUGCGGUCAGGGAGAGCGAGAAAGGCGAGGGCAAAGGCUCGAGGCAGAGAGACACCAACGGGAAAUCCACAGAGGACAGGAAUACGAGUAAAGAGACUCUCAGCAAAAGAGAUUCGCUGCUGUCUUUCAAAGACUUGUGGAGCAGAAAAGGUUCCGUGGUUUCACCGAGAGAAGCGAAAGGAAAAGGAGAUGCGCUUUCUUACUCCAAAGAAGUCAGCAGUAAGGAAGACAUUGUGGCCUCUCUACGCAGUAUUCCAGGGACCCAGCAGAGCCCAAAGGGACCUCUUAGCCCCGGCCCUUGGAAAGUGCCCAGCUCAGCCAAAAUCCUCACCGAGGCAGAGGUCCUCCGUGACCCUUUGUGAUAGAAUAUUGAAUCACCCAGACUCGAGCUGUGCCAUGGAAUAUUAAUCCGUAACCCUCAGUGGAUUGCUUUUUCUGAGUUCUUCCAUUAAAAAAAAUAAAAUAAUAAUAAUAAAAAAGAA